AUGGCUCUCACUCGUGGCGUAAUGGGGAUCGUAUCCUUAAUUCUACUCGGUGCUUCGAUCAUGUUCAUGUUCUUCGUAAUACUUGGUGGUGUAACGCAUACGAGUCCCCUCAACAAGACACAGUUCCUUACGGCCGAUACUUCAAGUAUUUCAGGAGCAAGACCAGUGUCACAAUGGAAUUAUUUCUAUGUUUGUGGAGCCGGCAAUAACGAUUGCGGAAAAGCAGUACCAGAUAUUCCAUUUGGUUACGCAUGGGUUGGAGGUGGUGAUGGUGCUCCUUCGAGCCUUAUUGGCAAAUAUGGCAAAAAUACGACCGCCUACUCCUAUUAUUACAUGUGGAGGUUCGGAUGGGUCUUUUAUCUCUUGGGUCUUUUAUUUACCGUAGGCGCGUUCAUGGUGGCAAUGUUAGGUGUCUGCAGUCGUCUUGGAUCGGUCGUGGGGUCUCUUACGACAAUGAGUGCUCUAUUUUUCUUCACCCUUGGGGCUUCAUUGAUGACUGCCGAAUUUGUGAAAGCUCGCAAUCAGUUCCGCAGCGCUGGAAUGAGUGCCAGCAUAGGCAGAUACGCCUUCGGCUUCACAUGGGCAGCAUGGGCCUGUCUGUUCCUAGCCUCGAUCUUCCUUUGCAUUGGAGGAAUGACCGGUGAAAGCCGUCGAAACCGCCGGAGAGAAAGUAAAGUAACUGAUGCCCAUCAUGUUCCCGUCGCAACCACUGCUGCAGGUACUGCUGGUACUGGUGGUGGUAUGUUUGGAUUCUACCGCAACCAACGACAGAAGCGUGCCACUCGUGCCGGCCGUAGCUCUUUCGACCGAAACGAGAGUCAACGUCGGGUUAAGGAUGACUAUGCUUAA
Molecule: messenger RNA, 849 nt
Organism: Sclerotinia borealis F-4128
Lineage: Eukaryota; Fungi; Ascomycota; Leotiomycetes; Helotiales; Sclerotiniaceae
Source: the annotation of a GenBank genome assembly